GAGUUUUUUGUAGCUAACAGCUAAGUUGGUAUUGGGGUCUAAUGCAAACACUGCAAGGAAUACUGGGGAUCAAGCACCCCACAAUAAAGCUUUCCGCAGGACACAAGGGCACAAGCACCUCCUGAGUGGGCCGCUGCUGCAGAGGGAGCUGACCCACAUCUGUGCAACAGUAGGGUUCUGGAUGUUUUCCACAUGUGGAUUCUUCUCUCUCUUUUUAAUGGCUGCUGGAUGACUUGGCCAAGCCCUGAGUCCUCCAGCUGAUCCUCCUCUUUGGGAAGAUGCCGCUCCCUUUUGGGUUGAAAUUAAAGCGGACUCGAAGAUACACAGUGUCCAGCAAGAGCUGCCUGGUAGCUCGAAUUCAGCUGCUGAACAAUGAGUUUGUGGAGUUCACCCUGUCUGUGGAGAGCUCAGGGCAGGAAUGUCUGGAGGCUGUGGCCCAGAGGCUGGAGCUAAGAGAGGUAACGUACUUUAGCCUGUGGUAUUACAACAAGCAGAACCAGCAGAGAUGGGUUGAUUUGGAUAAACCACUGAAGAAACAGCUUGAUAAGUAUGCUGUGGAACCAACUAUGUAUUUUGGAGUGGUGUAUUAUGUGCCUUCGGUCUCCCAGCUGCAGCAGGAGAUAACCAGAUAUCAGUAUUACCUACAACUGAAGAAGGACAUUUUAGAGGGGAAAAUUCCGUGCACACUGGAACAGGCGGUUCAGCUAGCCGGUCUAGCUGUGCAAGCUGAUUUUGGAGACUUUGACCAGUAUGAAUCGCAGGAUUUUCUGCAACGAUAUGCUUUGUUUCCAGUGGGGUGGAUACAAGAUGAAAAAGUAUUGGAAGAAGCAACGCAAAAUGUUGCCCUGCUGCACCAAAAACUCAGGGGUCUCUCUCCUCCAGAAGCGGAGAUGUUGUAUAUGCAGGAGAUUGAGAGAUUGGAUAACUAUGGGGAAGAGACCUACCCUGCUAAGGACAGCCAAGGUACAGACCUCUCUAUUGGAGCUUGUCUAAAUGGUAUAUUUGUAAAGCACAAAAAUGGCAGACCGCCUGUAGUUUUUAGGUGGCUCGAUAUCGCAAACAUGUCCCACAACAAGUCUUUCUUUACUUUAGAACUGUCAAAUAAAGAGGAAACCAUCCAGUUUCAAACUGAGGACAUGGAAACUGCCAAAUACGUCUGGCGCAUGUGCGUCGCUAGACACAAGUUCUACAGACUAAACUGCAGCGUGGAGCCCCCAGAUCCUCCUCCUCCUGUGGAAGUGUUGCAGAAAUCUUUCUCUCUUCUUUCUUUCCAACGCUUUCCAAUUCUCUCUCGUCCUUCUCUUCCUAAAGGACAAUCUCAGGCUGUGAACCCAGUGAGAAGGAGAUCCUCAACAAGAGUGUCCCUGCCCAAACAUCAGCCUUACAUGAUGCCCCCUCCACAAAUGCAUUAUAACGGGCACUACAAUGAACCAUAUACAUCUUCACAAGAUAACCUCCCUGUUUUUGUGAGCAAUCAAAAUGGAUACUAUUAUCACUCCCAGACCAGUCUUGACCGAACCCCACAUGAUUACAAUGGUAGAAUCCGUAAUGGUAGCGUUUACAGUGCUCAUAGCACCAACUCCCUAAAUACCCAGCAGCACUACAUGCAGCCUUCACCCAUGUCAUCUAAUCCCAGCAUCACAGGAAGUGACAUCAUGAGACAAGAGCACAUGCCUUCAUACCGCCAUAGUGCCCUCAUUCCACCCUCUUAUCGUCCGACACCUGACUAUGAGACUGUAAUGAGGCAACUUAAUAGAGGCAUGAUGCAUUCAGACAGAGUGAGUCACUCAAUGCGAAAUUUAAAUAUUAGCAAUUCAUAUGCCUACAGCAGGCCAGAUGCUUUGGUUUACAGCCAGCCGGAAAUCCGGGAACAUGCUCAGUUCACUACCCCACAAUCCAAUCAUUAUCCAUUUAACCUAAAUUACAGUUUUCAUAGCCAAUCUCCAUAUCCUUACCAAGCUGAGAGGCGUCCUGUUGUUGGAGCUGUCAGUGUUCCUGAGUUAACAAAUGUCCAACUGCAGGCACAAGACUACACUGCUGCUAAUAUCAUGAAGACCCAAGUUUAUCGGCCUCCUCCCCCAUAUCCAUACCCACGUCCAGCCAAUAGCACACCAGAUCUAACAAGGCACCAUGCCAGUAGUAGCAAUCCUGACUUAAUCACCAGGCGAGUCCACCAUUCGGUUCAGAUGUUCCAGGAGGAUAGUUUGCCAGUUGCUCAUUCACUUCAAGAGGUAAGUGAACCCUUGACCUCUGCAAAUCGUGCACAGCUGCAAAAGAGGAACAGCAUUGAAAUUGCUGGACUGAUGCAGAGUUUUGAAGGUAUAAGGGUGAAGGAAAGGACCACCUCUAAAUCUGCUGCCAAUAUUGCACCACAGAGAAUCUUGCCAACUGAACCCCAAACAAAUGUCUAUAUGGAUAGAACUAAGGAAGAGCAGAGUGGGGAGCAUGAAAGAGGCAGAUAUGGUCACAAGAAGUCCCUCUCUGAUGCAACCAUGCUUAUACACAGUAGUGAGGAUGAUGAAGAGGAUACUGAAGAAGAUAACAGAACCAAUCUAUCUCAAACACCCAUCAGCUAUGAUAGAACUCAGCUGCGUACUGUCAUGGAAACCUACCCUGAUGAACAAGAACCUAGCUAUCCUUUCGCUUCUGUUCCUGCUAACCAUUUGCACAUCUAUGAGCAUAAACCAUCAGAAAUGGAGAAUGAGAGACGGCUUAAAGUGUUCAGCCCUGUGCAAUUUCAAGGAGAUACCUUGUCCUAUAGGAGAGGUGAGGGGACUAUUCCUCCGUCAGUGUCUGAGUCAGACCUUACAGCUGUUACUGUUAGAUACAGAGUGAAAAAGGACCCUGUAAAGAAGAGGCCUGUGUCUGAUGUCCUCUCUGGAAAGAAGGAUAUUGUUGAUGGACUUCCUCCUUUAGGGGGCAUAAAGAAAAGCAGUCGAACAGAAGCUAAAAAAAUGGGUCCUCUUAAACUAGCGGCGUGGAAUGGGCUAUCACUGUCUCGUUUGCCCUUACAAGAUGAAGAGAGAGAGGAACCUGCCAGAGCUUCUAAUGAUGAGCGGUGUAAGCUUUUGGAGCACCGACUGGAGCAGGGCAUGGUGUUUACAGAGUAUGAACAAAUCCACAAGAAACGUCUCUCAGACAACGAAUGCUCCAUAGCUCGACUUCCUGAGAAUGCAGAAAGGAACCGAUUUCAGGAUGUGCUGCCUUACGAUGACACUAGAGUGGAGCUGGUUCCCACAAAAGAAAACAACACUGGUUAUAUUAAUGCUUCCCACAUUAAGGUAACGGUUGGGGGAGUUGAAUGGGAUUAUAUUGCGACACAGGGCCCACUGCAGAGCACAUGUCAGGAUUUCUGGCAGAUGGUUUGGGAGCAGGGAGUUGCCAUUAUUGCAAUGGUAACACUGGAAGAGGAGGGUGGACGAGAGAAAAGUUAUCGCUACUGGCCUAGACUUGGCUCAAGGCACAACACAGUGACUUAUGGGAGGUUUAAGAUCACCACCAGAUUUCGUACUGAUUCCGGCUGCUAUGCUACAACUGGGCUGAAGAUAAAGCACCUCCUAACAGGCCAGGAGAGGACAGUGUGGCAUCUACAGUACACAGACUGGCCAGAGCACGGCCACCCUGAAGACUCCAAAGGAUUCCUUUCUUACCUAGAGGAGAUCCAAUCAGUACGCCGUCAUACAAACAGCUCAACGGACCCGAACAGCCCAAACCCCCCGGUGCUUGUUCACUGCAGUGCAGGGGUCGGACGCACAGGGGUAGUACUCUUAUCUGAGGUUAUGAUUGCGUGUCUGGAACAUAACGAGAUGCUGGACAUCCCUAGCGUCCUAGACAUGCUGAGACAACAGAGAAUGAUGAUGGUGCAAACAAUUUCUCAGUACACUUUUGUAUACAAAGUUCUGAUUCAGUUCUUGAAGAAUUCGCGGCUGAUCUGACUUCAUUUGUAAAACAAGAACAUCUUGCCUCCCUAAAAGGGGUUCUGCUGGCAUUCUGCAGGAGUCAGUCAGUGUGAUCAGUAUGCAAUAUUGUUUAAAUUGCAGAGCAAUUUAUCAGAUUCUUUUUCAGUGGACAUACGGAACCAGGUUCAUUUUAAAAGGUGCUAAGCCUUUGUGCAUUUUGAAUCUCUAUUGACAACGUCUUAUUGGUCAUACAGGGCUAUGUACUUUUUAGUAAAUCUGGAGGCUGACCUCUGAGAGGUCACAAUCUCUGUAAAUCCAGGAACGCAGAGUGGGGCAUUGCCUUAGUGCGCUUUACAAAAAAAAAUACAAUCUCCUACCUGUAGAGGGCAGUACAAGCUGCAAGAAGUUAUGCUACAUAUGGAGAACUGACUCCAUUAAAAGAGACUGGGUUCUCCGUUAACCAUAGCUGCUGCUUAUAUCUACAGGGGUUAAUUGUACAAAAAGUACAUUUUAGCAGUAUUAAUAUAUAAAGCUCUGAUUUUACUGGCUGAAAUCAAACACAUGAUGCUAAUGACAUUUAAAGCACUUUUUAUUUUUAUUUUCUCGCUUUCUUAUUUAUAAUGUUGCAAACAUGUUUAACCCUACAGCGUUUUAAUCUGACAUUUUGUUUUUACUAACAAGCUGAUCACAGUAAGACGAAGGUUGAAUGUGAUGGAGUGAUAGGUAAUGGUAGUGUUUGCGUUUUUUUAUAUUUUAUUUUUUAAUAAAAAAUAUAUGCUCUUAUUUUUUGGAUGAGCUUGACUGCAGUACCACAGAAUCUGCCCCAAUUUUUAAAGGGAGAUAUUAAAUCUUUUAAAAUAUUUAACUAACAGUUGUAGGACACAUUAAAGGGAUAUUAAACCCAAAUUUGUAUUUCAUGAUUCAAAAAGAGCAUGCAAUUUUAAGCAACUUUCUAAUUUACUACUAGUAUCAAUUUCCCAUCGUGCUUUUGGCAUCUUUAUUUCAAAAAGUAGGAAUGUAAGCUAAAGAGCUGGCCUAUUUUUGGUUCAGAACCCUGGCUAGCACUUGCUGAUUGUUGGCUACAUUUAGAGAUCAAUAAGUAAGUGCAACCCAGGUUCUGAACAAAAGAUGGGCUGGCUCCUAUGCAUACAUUCCUGCUUUUCGAAUAAAGAUACCAAGAGAAGGAAGAAAACUUGGUAAUAGGAGUAAAUUAGAAAGUUGCUUAAAAUUGCAUGCUCUAUCUGAAUCAUGAAAAUGUAAUUUUGACUUUAGUGUCCCUUUAACUGUACAAUCCUUACACAAUAAAUGAAUAUGCGCUUUUUGUAUAAAUGGUAUUGAAUUUGAAGUGACAUACAUUUUUUUUUUUUUUAUAGAAAAUGAUUUAUAUAUAUAAAUGGUUUAUAAUCUCUUACUAAAUUACAUCUUAAAGGUUUGUAAUUUAAAAAAAAAACACUAUUCCCUUUUGUAGGGAAGAGCGCAAAAUGUUGCCUUAUACCAUUUAGAAGUCGAUUUAUCAAGCUGCAGCGGACAGGGGCGCAUAUACGUGCCCCUGUCCACCGCAGCUAGUCUCUGGCGGGCUGAAUACACAUGGUGGAAUUCAGCAUUGCACAGGAGCGCUAUUUUGCGCUCGCGUGCAAUCCCGCCUCCUGCACGCGCACAGCCAAUCAAGCGGGGGCAGCAGCUGUCAAUCUCCCUGUUCGGAAGAGACAAGGGAGAUUGAAAUUCGCCACCUAAGAGGUGGUGAAAGGGUAGGGAAGCAGUGGUCGUCUGACCGCUGCUUGUCAAAUACGGCGUGCAGGUUCUUUUAAAUCGACCCCUUAGUCUCUUGCCUUCAUUUAUGGAGAUCCUUGCUCUGUAAGUUGGAUUUUUAAAGUGCAUUUUGGCUUCAAUACCUGUAGAACUUAACUGCAUGAUUAAUUAGUUUCCAUGGAAAUUCAAUGUAUCAGCCAUACAAUUCAGUGUAUCUACUUUCACAUGUCCUUCAUGGUAAAGUCAUAUAUAGAGCAAUAUUUAUCAAUUUGGGAGAGUACAGGAUUCCCAUGCAGUGAACCUGUUUGCAUCGUAUCGCAUAUUUUGGGGUGAAUGUGUUCCCCUUAUUUAUCAUUGCACGAGGGAACACUCAUGCAAUACUGCCCCUUCUACCGCUUGAUAAAUGAGUUGCAGGCUCAAAUGAUUGAGCCUGCAACCGAUCGGGGCAUUCGCCCUGUCAUAAUUCUUGCCCAUAUUGUCUAGCAACAAUGUCAAACACUCAAUUUCUAUGUUUUUAUAUGUCCGUAGUUUUACGUAAUUGUGUUUAAAGGGAAGGUUUAAUGGAAAAUUAAAUUAGAUGUUCUAAUUUGUUACAGCAUGUGAUUUUGUCAUGUCUUAUGUGUUUUAAUCCCUGCAAUGGGAUACUAAGUUUUUCCUUUCAAUACAAGGAAUGAGUUGAUUUUAAAACUUUUUUUUUUUUUUAUCAUUUUACUUCCUCAUAUUUAGAUAUUUGAGAGCAGUGCUCUCAGCCUUUUGUGAUUAUGUGGAUUCACUGCUUUCACUAGCUUUGAAACUGUUCCAUUUCACUGCAUUUUUAUACAUUUUUAAAAUUCUUCAUUGUCCCUUAAAUGUAAUUUUUAUGCCAUUGCAGUUCUUAAACUGUUCUUUUUUUCCUACACUUUGAGGGUUAUUUUGCAUUUUAUGUUGUUGAAACACUGAGUAUAAUGAACUGCUUAACGGAUUUACAUGUAAUGGUGCUAAUAGACCAUUAUAUUGGUAUAUAUUGCUAUUGAUAUUAUAUAAGAUUGCAAAAUUAGCUGAUAUUAUAUUGGUGAGUGGCGAAAUGCACGUUGACUGAUCACACAAUGUGAUAUUACUACACCAAGAACAAAUAUAAGGCCAGGUUGUAAUUUGGACACUUGCUGCAGUGUCAAUGUUCUUAAACAGUCAUAGAUUAUGUACGUUUUAAAUUGAGAUAGCGACUAUAUUGUAAUUAUUUUUGGUCAGAAAUGUUACAGUACAAAUUGCUGUCACUUCAUUUCUUCCAUUGUAACUGUACCUUCAAUAUGCUGAAAUUAAAAGCAUUAUAUAGCAGCGACAAUCUGUAAAAUAGCUAUAUAUAUAUGGUUUGUAAUAGAUUUAUGGAAAGUAUUGUUUUUUUUUUCUUUCUUUACAGAGAACCAGAUAUGAAGGAAUAAAUUUAAAAAGCUGUGAAAUGUAUAUUGGCAUUUCUUUUUUGUAUGUGACUUUAGACAGUUGUGUGUUAAUGAUAUUUAAGGUAAGAUUACCAGUUAAAACCUCUUAUCAUACAAGAAAGACAAAUCCAUGUGCCAAAAAAACGAAGGUUGUAUAUGUGUAAUAUAUCCUGAAUGUGAUCUAUAAAAAUGUGCAACUUCUGGCUGAAUGAGGAUGUUUGAAAUAAUUAUAGAAUGUUAUUAACACCUGUCUGCUGAAAGAUACACAAGUAAGUUUUACAAGAAUGUCCUUAUUUUUAACCCAUUAGCUCCUGAAGAGAGCAGCAGCCCAUGUUGUAUAUGAACUAGUGAUAUAACCUUUUUAAGAUGUCAGGAAUACAAAAUAUGGCAUUUUAGUAGCAAAAUAUAGCACAAUAUCAGAAAAUUACAAAUAACUUAUUACAUUUAUAUUUCAAAAGUGUCUGAAAUCUGGAUAUAUUUGUCCAUUUUGUUCUGGCCCACAAUGCCUGCAAUUUUCCAUUACAAAAUAAUCUUUCCUUAUGAUCUGCCACUACAUUAAUUUACGUGAAAGGAAAUAGGCUCUUCCUGUUCUAAACAGAGGGUUUUCUAAGCAUAUCUAUACUUUUUAUUCCUUAAAAAGUUAAUCGCUUAAUUAAAAUAAAAAAUGCUAUUUUUUCUGUACAAUUUUUGCAGCAUUGCAGCAUUACUGUGUUAUUCGGCCUGUGCAAAGAAUAAACACUGCUCUGGAUAGAUAUGUUAUAUUCCUUUGUAUCUCAUAAAACAAUGGUGUAAAAUAGAAUUUACAUGAUUGUGUUUAUUAUAUAGAAAGUCUGGGAAGAGGAAUUAAAGGAACAUUAAAGACUAAAUGCUAAGCAGAACGAUCUUUUCAAAGAUUAGCUUGAGAAUAAUAUUUAGAUGCAUUAACAAAAAUAUAUAUUUGUUUGAAUAUAAAAAAAUAAAUAAGUGGAAAGCGAUAGACACUGCGAUGUUGUUAUCUAGAUUUUCUUCUGUGCUGAGACCAAUUAAGAAUAGUUAAAAACGGAACACUAGAGCGUGUGACCAAUGACUGUGUAGAACAGUGUUUCUCAUUCGCGGUCCUCAAAUACCCCUAACAGGCCAGGUUUCAUAAUAGCUGUACUAGAGCACAGGGGAAAUAAUCAGCUGAUCAGUAACCAUGGUUACUAACCAUUUCUUUGCCACAUAUGAGGAUGGCGCGAUUAUCUGAACUGAAUGGAAGGAAACAGAAUAUGUUCAAAUGUUCUGAUUAUUUUGAAAACUUUCUGCAUUAAGCAGAUUCAGCAGAAUGUGACAAGUCACUUAGAUUGGAUGUGGCUAUGCUACAACAUAAAAAUGAUGGAAAUGGCAGAUCAACAGAGGGAGAAGUAUUUUUGGGAUAGAAGUCAAAUAUGAGACCAUAUGCAGCAGGUGUAGGCUCUAAGGCUGUUCUCAGGCACUAGAAUGGAGGAUAAUGUUUGGGUCAAACCUUGACACUUUAGUUUGCAAAUAGUUUGGAAGUUUGAGCCUUAUCAAGCUGUCUUGAUAAAUUAAAUAAACCUGCACAGGUCCUACAUGUCAAUGUUGCUUCAAGCUUGACUAUCAUUAUUAAUGAGAAAGUAAAGUCUGUUUUUUUCUUUUGGGAUUCAGAUAGGGCAUUACGGUUUAAACAACUUUCUAAUUUUCUUUUAUUCUCUUAUUUACUUUGUUCUCUUGGUAUUCUUUGCUGCAAAGUAUACCUGUGUAGGCUUAGGCACAGCAAUGCACUACUCGUGAGCUAGCUUGUUAUUGGUGGCUGCACAUAUGCCUCUUUUGGCAGUGGCUCUCCACGUGUAUUCAGUUAGCUUGCAGUAGCACAUUCCUGCUACCUUCAACAAAGGAUAGCAAGAGAAUGAAGCAAAUCUGAACCUUUUUUUUUUUUUUUAAAUUGUGCUCUCUGCCUGAACCUUGAAAUAAAUAUUUUCAGUUGCAUGUCCCAUUUUAGCUGCUUAGGAGUAAAUAUAAUAAAAAGAAUCACUAAGAAUUCCAACAUAUGCCAAAGAGAGAUAAACUGAUCCAUAUUAGACCCGAAAUAGACCAGUACUUUUCUCAGUAUAGAAACAAAUCAGCACGUCCUCAUUUUACCGAGUUAUUGACAUAUUUGAGAAUCCUGGUCUACAAGUUCCCUUAGAAAUUUCAGUUUUUAAAAUUCACAAUUCACUAUAAUAUUCACUAGUUACAAUAAUAUUCUUUUAGGCCACACAAACUCUACAAAAACAUCACAAAAGCUUUGGUCAUUAUGAAGGCAAUUCUUCACUAAUCUGUUCAGCAAACAAUUACAGAGCAAAUUAGUAGUGUAAUGGCUAAUAAUUCAUGUCCAUGAUUUAGCAAUUUCCAAAUAAAAUGGGUCGCUAAGCUUCUGAUUUACUUUCUUUUAGGUUUACUAACAAGAAUUAAGCAAAUGGAAUGGUAUGGGACAUGCAUUUGUUUCUGCACACAUCUAUAUGAGUAUUUAAGAGCAGUUACUCUUGGGAAUUUAACCUUUAAUUUUAGAACAUUUAACAUUCUACUAACCAAAACAAAUAUAUUCUGAGAAGUUACAUUUGUAAUUGUGCGCUAAGUUUAGGGUGACCAUAUUGCCGCUUUAAAAAUGGGACACAUGAAAAAUACAUAUGUCAGGGUUCUUAUAUAAAACAUUUCUUUAAGCAGCCCUGAAAACAGCCCAGACAUAUGUAUUUUUCAUACGUGUCCCUUCUUAAAGCGGAAAUAUGGUCACCCUAAAAGUUGCAUGUCAUUUUCCAUGUUUGCAUACAGGGGAGUCAACACUUUGACACCUUCAGAUGCCCGCUACAGGAAGACGUUAUAGAAGUAGGCAAAUGGUGCAUCAUGGGAAAUGUAUGGGCCAAGUUUGAUCACCCUUAGAUUUAGUGCAUGCUGUAAUGGAAAAUAUACCAUAAAAAUGAAAUAAUUACAGUUAAGAUUUAUUUACAUAUUUCCUAAAACGUUCAAUAUUUAAUAUGGUCCCUGUUAUAGCAGAUGAGUAUAAAAAAAACUGUUACAGAGCUAUAAUGUCUUUAAAGUACACCUGAUGUUCACGUUGUCAAAGUAUCCGUAGGACACAGCAAUCUAAACUAGCUUCCUUGAGAUCUUCUGAUGUUUUUGUUGGAAUUAAAGUGAUGUGAAUGUGCCAGUAAAGUGUAGUAGAUGGCUGUAAUUCAAUGAUCAUGAUGGUAAUGGUAUGUGUGAGAGAGUAUACAAGUGGUAUAAAAGUUCUAUGUAUUCAGGCUUUAGAUUUAAAGUGAAUUGAGAGAUACAGAAUUUAGACACAGGCCCCAAGAGACACUGAGGUUUUCAGCUUGCCUAUUUCUUUCAUAUAGGUGGCGAGAGUCCACGAGCUGUUACUGAUGGGGGGAUAUACAUCCCUAACAGGAGUAAUGUAUAUCCCAUCCGUAACAGCUUGUGGACUCUCGCCACCAUAAAAGAAAUUAAUUUAUCGGGUAAGUUCUUACAUAAAUUAUGUUUUCUUCUUUAAAAGGACAUGUUACCCAUAUUCAGGAAACUAUGAUAUUAAUCUUACUGUGCAGAAAAGGAAGAUUUUUUUUUUUUACCACAACAUUUCUUCUGUAGCCACAUCCCAUUGUAGAGGGACUUUAAACAUCCAAUCUGAAUGCUUGUUCAGAACCUGUCAUGUGAAGGGAGGUUUACUGUGAAAUCCCACAAAACGAUGGCAAAAUCCCAGUACAUUAUGCUAAUGGACUGGUUUUUGUUUGUUUGUUUGUAAAGCGGCUGUUUUUUUGUGUAAAGUAUAAAGAUGAAAAUACAAAGAACAAAUGAAUGGUAUCCGCUCACAUUGCAGUUACACUGCUGAGUUGAAACCUUAUGGUAACAUGUCCCUUUAACUUGAACUUUGGAGACACUAAUUCAUUCAAUAUGUAAAUGAGAACAUUUAGAAUGUAAUUAGAUUGUUUUGGUCAAUUUUGGCUUAGACUAAAGUCUGUAAUGCAACAUAUUCCAUAGGAUUGUAUGCUUGAAUGACAUAGUAUGGAGUCCAGCUCCUAUACAGAAUGUAUAAUUUUGUAAAAUUAGAGCAGCUCUUACACUUGUAAAAUGGAAACUGUAAGUGUAUGUGCUUGUGUUACCAAAUAUGUAAUAUAUGUGAUAUUUUAUGCAAAAUGAACAUAGUAUAUUUUUGCCAUGGAAAUAAAUAUUUGAUGCAGUA
This is a messenger RNA of Bombina bombina (fire-bellied toad), 11255 nucleotides long. It is a transcript of the gene PTPN21, whose product is annotated as protein tyrosine phosphatase non-receptor type 21. Gene Ontology annotation, cellular component: cytoskeleton. The transcript has 20 exons. The record is from RefSeq and is a predicted model, not a curated record. The coding region runs from base 279 to 3935 and encodes 1218 amino acids. Gene Ontology annotation, biological process: protein dephosphorylation. NCBI's taxonomy places the organism in Eukaryota, Metazoa, Chordata, Amphibia, Anura, Bombinatoridae. Gene Ontology annotation, molecular function: protein tyrosine phosphatase activity.